Molecule: messenger RNA, 714 nt
Organism: Caenorhabditis remanei
Lineage: Eukaryota; Metazoa; Nematoda; Chromadorea; Rhabditida; Rhabditidae
Exons: 1
Coding region: 1-714 (237 amino acids)
Source: RefSeq, a predicted model, not a curated record
AUGUCGUCGUCUUUAUCAUCUCGUUGUUCUUCAUCUGCCUCUCUUGCGUCUACUACGUUGUCUGUUUCUUCUUCUCCAUGUUCUUCUAUUGAUUCAUCCCUCUGGAAAACUGUAGAACUCGAAACUCUACCAAUGCCAUCCCCUUCCGCUUCGUCUUCUGCUUUUUCGACACCUACGAAAAUUCGUGAAUUCAAAAUUGAACUGGAAAUGGAGCCGGCUGUAAUCCAGAAUCUUACAGAGGAACUGGAGAAAGCCGAGCGUGAAAACUCUAUCCUCAAGCAAAAGAUUAAUAUUUUGGGACUCGAAAUUGGCGAUAUUUCGAAGAACUUGGAGAAGUGUCAGGUGGAAUUUGAGGCAAACAGUCUGAAGUUCGAACAACUGACUGCCGGGAAUCGUAUGGCUAAUAUCGUAAUCAAGAAUCAGAUUAAAGAAAUCGAAACGUACCGUAUGGCUGAGAAGAUAUGGAAGCAUCAGCAGGACAAGCUUGAGAAACUCCGCGCCACUCAACAACAGGAAAAGAAGAAUCACAAACCAUGGAACUACGGAGAAUCUUGGAGAACCCAUCAGACUGUCAAGACGAAUGAAAAGCCGUGCGAUAAGAAAGAGGGAUCGGAAGACGUGAAACUACUUGUGAAUCAUGGAUACAAGAAGGCGGAGGCGGAGCAUAUUAUGAAGCAAGUUAUGGAGUUUAGAAAGAAACAAGCUGAGAAAUAG